Molecule: messenger RNA, 4170 nt
Organism: Bursaphelenchus okinawaensis
Lineage: Eukaryota; Metazoa; Nematoda; Chromadorea; Rhabditida; Aphelenchoididae
Source: the annotation of a GenBank genome assembly
AUGAGCAACGCCACUCUCGACACAGCAUCGCUUGUAUACGACGAUGAAGAGGAAGAAGAGUUCAUUGAGGAUGCCUCAUUGUUACUGUACCUUCGGUUCUACGCCCGCCACUUCAUACCCAUCUUUUGUAUGGUCGGGAUCCUGGGCAAUUGCAUGGCGUUAAUGCUGAUUCGGUAGGUUGAGGGGGGGGGGUGGAAGAUUAGGAGGAUGGUAGGAGGCAGGGGUAAAAGAUAGAUAUGUUUUAGAGAAUAGAACAGGGUGGGGUAGACAUUAAAUGUGCUUUUGAGGGAUACAAAAGUUAAAAAAGGUUGGGCAUGGGAAAAAUGAGUAGCUCAGAAAACUUUUUAUAAAGAAACGACGGGAAGAAGGGGUGUAAAAAUAAUUUUCGUUUACUAUUUGUAGGGUAGGGCAGACCAAAAUACGGCAGGGUAGGUUUAAACAGGGUAAACCUAGGGGAGGGUAGAGUAAAACAGGUUAGGCCAGAUCAAUGCAGGGCAGGGUAGCAUAGAACAGGAGAGACGAAGAUAUGGUACGGUAGCGUAAAGCAGGAUAGGAUCCCGUAAAGCUUGGUAGAGCACGGUAGAAUAGAGUAGGGUAGAGUAGGGUAGGGUAGGGUAGGGUAGGGUAGGGUAGGGUAGGGUAGGGUAGGGUAGGGUAGGGUAGGGUAGGGUAGGGUAGGGUAGGGUAGGGUAGGUAGGGUAGGGUACGAUAAAAACUUUAAAAUUUUCGUUUCAGGACAAAUUACUGGUUAAAGCGCCUCACCUCCAAUAUAUACCUCUGCACCUUGUCGAUAUGUGGUUGUAUGUUUUUAUCGACCGUUCUCAUCACCUGGCUCGACACCACUUUUGGGUUUCCAUUGUAUUCGGAUUCGGAAUUUGGCUGUAAAAUGUUCACGUUCAUGGCACAUUCGUGUGAUUUCAUUUGUGUUUGGAUGAUCAGUUGGGUGUCGUGUGACAGAGCUAUAGUACUGUUUCGGUAGGUUUGAUAUUUGUUUUACAGCUUUUUACUAAGCCCAAGCUCCAUUACCUUAUAGGUACACUUUUUUUAUACUGAAUAAUAAUCCUACUAAGCCUAAGCCUACUAAGCAUAAGCUUAUUAAGUAUAGGCAGAUUAAGCCUAAGUCUGCUAAGCCUACUAAGCCUAAUCCUACAAGGUCUAAGUCUACGAAGCUUAAGACUACCAAGUUUAAGCUUAUUAACCUUACGAAGCGUAAGCCUGCUAAGCCUAAGCCUACUAAGCCUAAGCCUACUAAGCCUAAGCCUACUAAGCCUAAGUCUACUAAUUCUAAGACAUUUUAGCAUAAGUCUGUUAAACCUAGCUCUACUAACCCAAAGUCUACUAAACCAUAGCCUACAGAGUUGUAUAAGACUAAGCCUACUAAGCUUAAGCCUACUAAACUUCAACUUAACUUACUUUUACUAAGCCUUAUUCUAAGCCUAUAAGCUUAAACCUAACCUGGUUAAGCUUAAUCUAGCUUAUAGAGCCUGAAAUUAAGUCUGCUAAGCCUAACUCGCUAAGCCAAUCCUAAUAAGGAUAAACAUAAACUUUAAUCUACUAAUUUAGGCCAGGGAUUAGAAAAAGAGUAUGCUCAAAAACCUUUGCUCGACAUUUAGUCAUCUGUACGGUACUAUUCGGUGGUACUCUUUAUGGCUGGUGCUUGGUCUUCGCUGGCCUGGAGCCAUCUGUUAAUGGUGCCACUUACUGUGGUCUAAACUCGGAUAUCCAAGUAGCUGAUUACAACCUCAGAGAACUUCACAUCUUCUUCUCGUUCUUGGACACCAUAUUGUGCACCAUUGUACCAUCUUUGUUGAUAGUCAUCGUUAACAGUUUGAGCAUUUGGAGGUAUCGACAAUGCAUGAAACACUACUCGGGUGGAGUACUACGGGUACGAUUCCUCGUGGAUGGGAAGGUGCACCACUCGGUAAGUUUAAAGAAAAUGGUAAGAACUUUCUUUACAAAACCAAAAAUGGCAAAAAUUUUCUUUACAAAACAAAAAGUGGCAGAAACUUUCUUUACAGAGCAAAAAAUGGCAAAAACUUUGUUUACAAAACAAAAAAUGACAAAAACUUUCUUUACAAAAUAAAAACUGGCAAGAACUUUCUUUACAAAACAUAAAAUGGCAAGAAUUUUCUUUACAGUUUAAAAAAUAGCAAGAAUUUUCUUUACAAAACAUAAAAUGGCAAGAACUUUCUUUACAAAACAUAAAAUGGCAAGAACUUUCUUUACAAAGCAGAAAAUGGCAAGAACUUUCUUUACAAAGCAGAAAAUGGCAAGAACUUUGUUUACAGAAUAAAAAAUAGCAUUUAUCGUAUAAAUUGUUGGCCGCAGACUGCGCAGUACCUAAUUUGUCUUUUUUAAGUGUAAAUGGCAAUAACUUUCUUUACAAAACAAAAAAUGGCAAGUACUUUCUUUACAGACCAAAAAAACCAAAUUAUCGUAUAACUUGUCACUCGCAGGCUGCUCAAUAAUCUAACUCUUUCAGACUCACCUCGAAGACCUGACAAACCCAAAACAUCGUCUAAUACGUCACCAGGAGAGUGAACUGUCAUUAACUAACCAACUGUCAACUCAAAGCCAAAAAUCUCAAUAUGGCAGCCGGCUGCGCUCAUCUGAUUUGACCCUCAGCCGGUCUUUACUUAUUGUUACGAGGUAGGUCUAUUUUAUAAAAAUAGCAUUUAUUAGGGCUACGUUACAGUAUACUUGACUGAAAAAUAUACAAUAUUAUACUCAAGACUUGGGUAAAGCAUACUGUAGCAACGGUUUUUUGAAAACUGCAAAAACUUUGUUUACAGACGUUUUUUUAAAUGUUUCUUUGGAAAGUUUGGUACAACUGACAUUAUGCGGCAUAACUACGGUGGUUCUCACUGUUUUUUUCUAAAAGUUUAGCAUAGUUCAGUCAAGACUCUGUGGAGUCUUACUGUAAUUAGAGUUUUUAUAAACAAGAGCAAAAACUUUGUUUACAGAGGAUUUUUAAACUUUCAAUUGUUUUUUUUUGAGUAGCUUGUAACAACUGACAUUUUACUUUAUAUUUACUGUAUUUCUUACUAAAUUUCUUCAAAAUUUUGGUUCAAUAGGGCCAAGACUAUGCGAAGUCAUACUGUAACAACAGUUUUUGAAAAAAGUGAAAAAACUUUGUUUACAAGGCCUUUUUUAAAUUGUGAUUUUUUUGCUAAAAAAGUUUUGCUACAACUGACAUUUUUACCGCAUAACUACAGUAUCUCUUACUGUAUUUUUUCUAAAUUUCAGCAAAAUUGGGUCAAAACUAUGUGAAGUCAUACUGUAACAACAGUUUUUUGAAAAUAAGUGCAAAAACUUUGUUUACGAGGCCCUUUUUUUACUUGAAAUUUAUUGCAGAAAAAAUUUUGGUACGACUGACAUUUUUUCUUUAUAACUACUGUAGUUUUUACUGUAUUUUAGAGAGAAUUUAAGAAAACAUUGCCAAGUCUAUACCAAAUCAUACUGUAACAAAAAAUUUUAUAAUUAGUUACAAAAACUUUGUUUACAAACCUAAUAUUUGGUUUAUUUUCAGUACAUUUGUAUUGCUCAAUGUGCCAAACUACGCGUUUCGACUGUAUGAGGCCGUGUUCAACGUGGAACAGUCAGCUUUGUGGCAGUUCUUGUUCUUCACUACUUAUUUGUUAUACUACUUACAUCAUGCUGUGCUCUUUUACAUGUACAUCUUCUGGAGGUAAGAGUUGGGUGGGGUGAUUUAAAAUGUUUUAGGGUGGGGUAGAGACUAACAUCUUAAAGUAGAGUACUGCAGAGUAGAGUAUUGUAGGGUAGAGUUGGGUACUGUAAAAUAGCUUAAGGUACUCUAUGGUAGAAUAGGGUACUGUAGUAUAGAGUUGGGUAGGGCAGGGUAGGGUAAGGUAGGGUAGGGCAGGGCAGGGUUGGAUAGGGUAUAAAAUUUAAUUUUCAAAAACUUUACUGUACAGUAACUUAUCGUAUUUUAGUCCCCAAAUGAAGAAGCAGCUCCGACCGACCGCCUUAAAACUUCUGGAGUGCUAUUGCUUUAAGACUGUGCCUGACUUUGGUCAUGGAUCAGAUGAAUCUGAUGACGAAAAAGAAAAGGAGAAAGAUAAGAAGGAUAAAGAGAAAGAAAAGGAUAAAACAAAAGACAAAGAGAAGGAUAAUAACAACAAGAAAGAAGAGAAAGUUGAGAAGAAAUGA